Scomber japonicus (chub mackerel) is the source of this 715-nucleotide messenger RNA. RefSeq names its product intraflagellar transport 27 homolog (Chlamydomonas) (gene ift27). The transcript has 7 exons. The coding region runs from base 103 to 669 and encodes 188 amino acids. The record is from RefSeq and is a predicted model, not a curated record. Gene Ontology annotation, cellular component: Golgi apparatus. Gene Ontology annotation, molecular function: GTP binding; GTPase activity. Lineage: Eukaryota; Metazoa; Chordata; Actinopteri; Scombriformes; Scombridae.
AAGACAUUCAGAUACGGUUAAAAACAUUGCAAAAAAAACUUAUUUAGCGACUUUAGAUAAACAAGAGAGUUUAUCGGCAGCAUUUGGAAGUUGUGCUGUGUGAUGGUGAAGCUGAGAGCGAGAUGUCUGCUUCUCGGAGACGCUGCGGUGGGGAAAAGUGCCCUCUCUCACAUGUUCCACAGUGACGGUACCCUCUUCCAGAAGAACUACAGCAUGACAACGGGAGUGGGGCUGCUGAUGAAAUGUGUCAACGUCCCCGAGACCAAUGACAGCGUGGAGCUCUACAUCAUAGACUCUGCAGGGAAGGAGACAUUAGUGGAAGCCUGUGAGAAAAUGUGGGGCCAGCCGUCACUGCUCUGCCUGGUUUUUGACCUGACCAGCGAGCAGUCGUUCGCCAGCUGCAGCCACUGGAUGGAGAGAGUCCACGCACACUGCGAGGGUCUCCAUGUUCCAGGGGUCCUCGUGGGUAACAAGUCAGACCUGUCUGCUCGGAGGGAAGUGCAGGGAUCCGUGGCCCAAGAAUGGGCCGAGAGCCAGGGGUUGGAGUACCAUGAAACAUCUGCUAAGGAGAUGGAGAACUGUGACGCACCCCUCCUCAGUUUGGCCCGGGCCUUCCACUCGCUCUACCAGGAGAGGCGUGAGACCAUCCAAAAUCUGAGUCCAGGCUAGACCCCUACCCAGUUACACACACACACACUCACACACACACACACAC